AUGAAUACCUCAACAACAGUGACCACGGUCAACAUGCUGCGUCAAGCAUCUCGCUCUAUUCAGACCGCCGCUCGGGCAUCCGCCUCGGCUUCCUCUUCCUCCUCGUUUGCAUCCUCAUCCCGCGCUCUGUCGACAGCAGCCAGAUCGGCACGUACCACACUGCGUCCUCAUCCCGUCGUCAUUGGUCCUACCCAACUCAACCGAUACCAAGAGCACUACCGCAAUACCCUCUCCACCGAUCUUCUCUACAUGACCUUUGACCCAGCAGUCAACCUUGACCCUGCACUUCCACCCUCCUCCUCCGCCUCCCCAACCAACCCUACUAACCCCGCUUCCUCAGAAGACAUUGAAGAUCGUCAAAGAUCAUGGGACACAACCGAUCCAUACACCACCAACCGACCCCAACGUCCUGCACGAGGUAACCGUCGCCUCCAACCCCUCACCAAACCUCUCUCUCCCACCAACACGAUCAACGAAAUCCCUAAACUCGACAAAAUCAUCCUAACCUGCUUCUCCAAGGACGCCAUCGCCAACAAGCACGCUUUGGUGCCACUCAUCGCUCAGAUCCGUGCCAUCACUGGUCUUUCCGUCGAAGGCAGUCUCUCGGACCCUUCCCUACUCGCCGCACCCUCACCCUCAUCUUCAGGCAGCCCGAACAGGGGUCAUAUCGAGAUCAUCCGUGCCAAGUCUGGUGUUGCAUCAUUCAAGCUUCGCCCAGGUAUGCCUGUUGGUGUGAAGGCUAUUCUACCUGGUCCUGUCGCACAUGAGUUUUUGGAGGUAUUGACAACCUUUGUCCUGCCAAGAUUGAGGAGUUUCAAUGGAUUCCCGUUGCCUCCUGCAUCUCAGCCUCCGGCGAGUCCAGCUGCGAUGUCGGGCGUGGUGAGCUUGGGUAUGCACCCUGAAGCUAUCCCAUUGUUCCCUCAGAUCGAGAUCAAUCUGGAUCAGUACCCCAACAGACCACUUGGUUUCCAGAUUGACUGCAUCACAAACCAAAGGGGAAGGAAGGCGACCGAAAAGGCGAGGGCAUUGCUGUCGGGAAUGGGCGUUCCCUUUGUUCGCAGAGGUGAUAUGUAA
This is a messenger RNA of Ustilago hordei, 1074 nucleotides long. RefSeq lists its product as uncharacterized. Lineage: Eukaryota; Fungi; Basidiomycota; Ustilaginomycetes; Ustilaginales; Ustilaginaceae. Gene Ontology annotation, cellular component: ribosome; cytosolic large ribosomal subunit. Gene Ontology annotation, biological process: translation. Bases 1 to 1074 code for a protein of 357 amino acids. Gene Ontology annotation, molecular function: RNA binding; structural constituent of ribosome. The record is from RefSeq and is a predicted model, not a curated record. The transcript has a single exon.